Molecule: messenger RNA, 755 nt
Organism: Scomber japonicus (chub mackerel)
Lineage: Eukaryota; Metazoa; Chordata; Actinopteri; Scombriformes; Scombridae
Product: dihydrolipoyllysine-residue succinyltransferase component of 2-oxoglutarate dehydrogenase complex-like
Exons: 3
Coding region: 78-491 (137 amino acids)
Source: RefSeq, a predicted model, not a curated record
CUAGUUGUAUACCGCAUUUUCUGUACAUUUUCUUAUGUAACUCGGAUCUGUUGGCUGUCGGUGACACGUGAGAAGAAAUGGGGGUUUCACAGCUGCUCCUUAAGACUCUGGAAGCCCUGGGCGAUGAUGAUUUCAAAACCUUUAAAUGGUACCUUACAGAAGGCUCUGACAGCUGGGACGCAAUUCCUGUAUACCGUCUGGAGAAAGCCCCCCGGACAGAAACUGCGAGUCUCAUGACACAGGCCUACGGUGACGACUCAGCUGUGAACAUCACUGCUGAGAUCCUGGGGAAAAUGAACAAAAAAGUCGUUGCAGAGAAGUUAAAGAAAACAUAUGCAGAGGGAAGAGCUCCUACUGCUGCUCCUGCUGCUCCUCCUGCGGCUGCAGCUGCUGCUCCUGCUGCAGUGUCUGCUGUUGGUGGAAGUGUGGUUUUUGCCCCGACGGUCACUGGUAGUAGCACUGGAACAUGGAAUGUAACCAUCAACAAAUAAACUCAUGAAACACAACCAUACCAGGAAGACUAGACUGGAAUACACCAUAAGGUCGUGGUUCAGAGACAAAUAUCUUAAUCAUCUGAUGGAUUGUCAUGAAAUGUAUCGCAGACCAAGUCUUAAAAGGUCACAUUAUAAAUAUUUGGUAACCCUCCAAUAUUUAUUUUAGUGCCAGCCUCACGUUGUUUAGCUCUUUAUUGAAUAUUUCCCCAAAGAAAAUGCACUAACAAAAAUUACAUUUUGUCCAAAUUGAUCAGAGUUUGU